ACUUUUCCCGGGCAUCCUUGAGCUGGCCGUUAGAUCGUGCUGCCCCCGUCCUGUGAGCCCCGGGCAGGGCGCUCGGUUCCGAAGGGCUGCCACGGCUGACCGGCUCUUCCCGGCCCAGGACCCGGCCGUCUGCGGAGUUGGGGCGAUGCCCGGCAGCUAGGAAGGCCGGUCCUCUGCGUCCAUCCUCGGGAGGAACUUCGUGACUGUCGUCUUUGUGGCAUCUGGAGACUCUCCAGGGCAUGAUCCCAAAGGCUUGACCGGUCUCACAAGGAGAGUAGUUUUUCCUGACACACACACACACACGCGCAAAAAUGGCAGCUAAAAUGGAAAUAACUUUGAGCUCCAACAGCCAGGCUUCCUCCAAGCAAGAGCGACACAUCAUAACAAAGCUGGAAGAGAAACCGGCGCCCAGUCAGCAGAAAACCUGCCCGGACCCCGAGCUCUCCCGCCAGAGCUUCCGACGGUUCCGCUACCAGGAGGUGUCCGGGCCCCAGGAGGCGCUUUCGCAGCUGCGACAGCUUUGCCGGCAGUGGCUCCAGCCGGAGCUGAACACCAAGGAACAGAUUUUGGAGCUCCUGGUGAUGGAGCAGUUCCUAAUCAUCUUGCCCCCCGAGAUCCAGGCUCGGGUCCGGCAUCGGUGUCCAGAGAGCAGCAAGGAGAUCGUGACCCUGGUGGAGGAUUUCAACAGAGCAUCCAAGAAACCAAAACAGUGGGUGGCCGUCUGUGUACAGGGGCAGAAGAUGCUUUUGGAAAGAACUGGAGCUCAGCUUGGUGAUCAGGAACUGCCAGACUUCCAACCGCAAACCCUUACAAGAGAUCUCAAGGAGAGCUUUCCAGAGGACCCUUCGCAGGAAGGAUCUCAUGAGGCAUCCAGCCCCCAUCAUUGGGAGAAAUCACCACUCCUCCAAGAGCCAGCCCCCAAACUUGCUGGGACAGAGGAGUCUGGGAUGAAAAGUGACAACAAGGAGAAUCCACGGCCAGAAGGGGCCAGAGGAACAAAGUCAGGUGUCGUGCCGGCCGGCAGGCCCAAGGCGAAUGCUCUGCAGAGCCCCGAACCGAGAGGCGCAAACCUAGGUGAAGCCCACUUGUCCGGGAAGCAGGUGGGUCCCUCGAAUGCUCAGAAGCCAUAUGCUCCCUACAAGCGACAUCGCCGGGAACUGGAAUACAGCAGCCCCGUCAAAAGCCACCCGCUGAGGGAGCUGAAGAAAAGCAAAGGAGGCAAAAGAACCCUGAGUAGCCGCCUGCAGCGUCUCGCUCACCAGCCAGCCUACACGGCCAAGAAACCUUACAAAUGUGACGACUGUGGGAAAAGCUUCACGUGGAAUUCCGAGCUGAAACGACACAAGAGGGUGCACACGGGAGAGAGGCCCUACAGCUGCGGGGAGUGCGGGAACUGCUUCGGGCGGCAGUCGACCCUGAAAUUACACCAGAGGAUCCACACUGGGGAGAAGCCCUACCAGUGUGGCCAGUGUGGGAAAAGCUUUCGCCAAAGCUCAAACCUCCACCAGCACCACAGGCUCCACCACAGGGACUGAGAGGCAUUGUCGCUUCAGGUCCCAGGGAGGCCGUGAGCUGAGGCCGCUCCUUCCCCCACCUGCAUGUACAUCACCGUCGGUCCGCGUCACUUACCAAGAGAGCAAGUGGCCCUCAGGGUGUGGAGCGAUGUGAAGAACGGCGAAGAGGCUGCGGUGGCCUGGCCUGGCCUGCCCGUGCUGUGACUGGGUGCAGAUGCCAGCUCUGGUAUUGGGACAGAGAACUAGUCUCUAGCCACGUGAGAGUGACCCCCGGGAGCAUCCGAACGACUGCAGGCGGCCUUUCCUCCCUCAUGCUUUAUUUAUGCUCUACAGUAGGUCAAAGAGUCAACCGCAAGCAGUUUUGCAUUUGCUAUCAUUCCAGACAGUUACUCUCCUGUGUUCGCCUGAGCAGCUCACCGACCCCAAGGCCGUGUUCAUUGGGAAUUACCUCCCAGUCAUCUCUCUGUUCUUCCUCACUGCUCUUAACAAAGAACAAAUUAAGUGAGAAUAUAUAUGUCUACGUAAAGAGAGAAUUUCCAAGCAGGUAGGUGGUGCCUUUAGAAAACAAAGAUUGCAUUGGAGGACGUUAGUAGCAAAGCGCCUUUUAAGUUAGAGAAAGAAAAAUCUACACAGUGGCUACAGCUGCGGCCCAAGAGCCGAUGAGACCCAAGGAGUGGGCAAUGCUGCUGCGGAGCUGCAAGAGGGAAUCCUGCCUGCUCUCCUUUCUCACGCGAGCCAUUGAGUGUUAAGGAUAAAAUGGCUGCAGUGAUAAGCGUUUGAAGCUGGGCUGCAGUGGCGGCUGCACAACCCAGUGACUUUAUGAAGUCCUUGAAAUGGGUUAAUUUUAUGAUAUAUAAAUCAUACCUCAAUAGCCAUGUUGAAAAUGACAAAAUAUAUUUAUAUAAAAUGUUACUUGUGGAAAUAAGCCUGAGAGACGCUCUAGCCCCACCCCUUGCUCGCCAGGGUAGAAGGAAGCCUAAUCAGCUGUAAUUGUGUGAUUCCAGGUCACCGUGGCCAGCCACGCCCCUUCUCCAUGUAGGGAGGACUGCAGGCAGAUGCGCGCGCUAGUUCCUCAUGCAGAACGAGGCCCCCAUAGGACUCUUUAAACAGCUUCAGGUCAGUCACCUCAGGGCUGCGGCCUGUGCUCUUCUGCCCCUUCUGCUGAAGAAUGGGCAUUCACCAUGAGUAUUUCUGGGUCAUGGGGGGAGCUUUAUAUACUGUUCCCUUGCUUUGCCUUUCAUUUCUGCCACUCCUACUCUGUCCUCCCUGGAUCUCAGAAGAGCUGCCUGCGGCCUGGCACAGUGGCAUGCAUCUGUAAUGCCAACUACUUAGUAGGCAGAGGUAGGAGAAUCACUGGGGCAAGCUGGCCUCAGAUCCCAAAGUAUGAAAUCCAAUCUGAAAAAUAACUGAAAACAAAAGAAGGUUGAGGGCGUGGCUCAACUAAGCUCAGCGCCUGAGCUCAAACCCUAGUACAACCAACACAAGCGCACACACGCACGCACGCACACACAUGCACACACACACACACACACACACACACACACACACACACACACACACACACACACAAAUGGCCUGCACAGAGCCCCAGGCAGACGCGGCAGCAAACUUGGGUGAGCCCCCUGCUAGAGUCCAUACUAGGAGCGCUCAGCCUGAUAUCAGUCUUUCCCCCCAAGGGGUAGUUGACCGUUCCUGCAGCUGCUGACUCCAGGGAGGGAGGGCGGUUCCUGGCCUCUCGUAGUUGGAGCCCAGGAUCCCGCCAGUGUCCUCCAGUGCACAGGACAGCACCACAGUACAGUUUGUGGUCCCAGCAAGUAGGGGGCUCUCUCACGCUCUUUCAAGACCAGCACCUUGUUUGCCAUUAUUUUAGCUCGGGGACUUGGCCCAUGUCCAGCCAAGAUAAAGUCACUGAACGCUUGAGGCAUCUGCCAUCAGAGCGACCUCUUCCUGGCUGCAGAGCCACACUGUGACUGGUGAUGUGGCCGUGGAGCACGCAGACCUAAUCUCUGCCUUUUGCCAGUGGCCUUCCUGCUAGCCCCGGAGACCCCUGGAGAGGCUCCUUCCCACUGCUCUGUGAAAUCAUGGAGGAAUUUGGUCUUCUGCCUGCUCCAUGUCUUAUCUUACAGCCAUCCUGGCCAGGGCCUGCACUGCUCAUUGUACUUACCCCUUCCGACCCUCUCUUACUCCAGGCCUAUUUCACUGUUGUUUCCUAGUAACCUCCAAGUCUUAAUCAUGUCUGUAAUUAGUUUUUGUUAUUGCAAACUUGGUGGCAUAAUACAUAAAAAAAACUUCCACUGUGGUUCUGGAAGUUAGAAAUGUGAAUCCCUUUCAUUCAGCCCAAUCAAGCUGUGGGCAGACUGGUCCCCCGGAGGCUCUGAGAGGUGACCUGCUCCCUUGACUCCUUCUGCUCGUGGCUACCUGCAUCCUUUGGCUUGCAGCCCCCUUUUCCAUCUUCCAAGUUCAUCCUCCACCUGCCAUCGCGUCACCAUUUCUGGCCCUUGCUUUCCUCUUAGGGGACUGUGGCCCCUGGGAUAAUGUCUCCAUCUCAAGAUCCUUCGCAGGCCAAAACUCUUUUGUCACAUAAGGUAACAACUGCAGGCUCCAGGGUGUAGGAUAUGAAUGUAUUUUUUGGGGGGAGGGGGCAUGAUUUAGCCCCCACAGCAGUCUAUCUUGAGUCAACUCUGAGUAAAAAAGGAUCUGGAAAAAGACAAGAACCACAGAGUCCCACUUUUCUUUUAGGGUUGGCUUGGGGAUUCACCCUUAAAAAACAAUUUUUGCAGCUAAGUGUGUUUCAUAGACCCAAUGAGCGUGAUUCCUCUUCUGAAUACAGAUCAGAAGCUGUCUAAAUGUCUUUGUGUACCUGUUCAGUUGUGGACCUUGAAUAAACGUGGCAAAAUCA
Messenger RNA from Dipodomys spectabilis (banner-tailed kangaroo rat), 4413 nucleotides. It is a transcript of the gene Znf174, whose product is annotated as zinc finger protein 174. The transcript has 3 exons. NCBI's taxonomy places the organism in Eukaryota, Metazoa, Chordata, Mammalia, Rodentia, Heteromyidae. The coding region runs from base 312 to 1535 and encodes 407 amino acids. The record is from RefSeq and is a predicted model, not a curated record.